AUGCUUGUUCCCAUGCAAGGCCCAUACGACCAGUUCCUGCUGUUUGGCGACAGCUUGAUCCAGCAGUCGUGUAGUCAAGCAGCUGGCUUUGCAUUUUGUCCAGCGUUGCAAGAUGGUAUGACUAGACUCUUCCGGUUUUCACAUCAGAAGCCCCAUACGGGUCUUGCACCAAUGCCUGUGUAG
This is a messenger RNA of Letharia columbiana, 183 nucleotides long. RefSeq lists its product as uncharacterized. The transcript is spliced from 2 exons. The record is from RefSeq and is a predicted model, not a curated record. Bases 1 to 183 code for a protein of 60 amino acids. NCBI's taxonomy places the organism in Eukaryota, Fungi, Ascomycota, Lecanoromycetes, Lecanorales, Parmeliaceae.